Ylistrum balloti is the source of this 960-nucleotide messenger RNA. RefSeq names its product transmembrane protein 53-A-like. Gene Ontology annotation, molecular function: serine hydrolase activity. The record is from RefSeq and is a predicted model, not a curated record. The transcript has 3 exons. NCBI's taxonomy places the organism in Eukaryota, Metazoa, Mollusca, Bivalvia, Pectinida, Pectinidae. The coding region runs from base 1 to 960 and encodes 319 amino acids.
AUGGCUAAUCAACACAACCUUGCCUCAGACCCAGUCAAUGUUGUAGCCAAACAGAUCAUGAACCAGAUCACCAACAAAUGCGGAAAAAGGUUGAUACCGUUGGUGUUAAGGACAUGUCACAACUGCAAGCCAAUCGGUGAAGUAACGCGAGUGUGGACACAGAAAAUUGACCGCAACCUCGAGCUGCGAGCACUUGCCCAAGAUGGCGUCGUACAGCACGCGCGUCCUCUGACGUUGUUGUUUGGAUGGAUGCUUGCUAAGCGCAAACACUUAGAGAAGUACGAGGAGUACUACCUAAAUAGGGGCUACAACGUUCUCACUGUGUCAGGUUCUCCCAUGGAUGUUUUAAAGCCAGCAAGGGCUCAGGGAAUUGCAAGCAAAAUUCUUGCACACAUCGAUGACCGAACUCGUGAGCAUGGCGACCAGCCAAUCCUUCUUCAUGGAUUUUCGGUAGGAGGUUAUCUGAUUGGUGAGCUUCACGUGAAACUUAAUACUGAGAAGACAGUAGCACGUGACUUACUAAUAGCACAAGUCUUUGAUAGUCCCGUCGACGUAGACGGUGUGCCAAUAGGAUUUUCGACAUCUAUGACCAAUAAUCCAGUCCUUAGGUUUAUAAUUUGGUAUUCAUUAAAUCUGUAUAUGGCAAUAUUUAAGACGAAUGUUUCACAAUUUCGCAGAGCGUCGGAAGCUUUCAAAUUCAAUAAGUAUAAAGUACCUUCACUGUUUCUAUAUUCCAAAGCGGAUUCCGUGGCAAGUUUUGAAACAGUGGAUGGUUUUACAGAAGGCUUCAAGCAGCGAAAGAUACCGGUUGAGAGUAGAUGCUGGCCCGACUCACCCCACGUGAGUCACUAUUACUGCUACCCUAAAGAAUACAUCGAAACCCUAACGUCAUUCUUGGACACGUAUGCACGUAAUGCUCCUGCUAAAGUCAUGGGUAAGGUGAAGGACACAAUAAAAUGA